Oikopleura dioica is the source of this 1740-nucleotide messenger RNA. The record is from the annotation of a GenBank genome assembly. Lineage: Eukaryota; Metazoa; Chordata; Appendicularia; Copelata; Oikopleuridae.
AUGAAUUGGCUAGAUUUUUUUGUUAUUUUUCUCCUUCUCGGGGGAACAGUUGGAAUCGGCGUCUAUUUAUCCCGCGGGUCAAACUCGAAUGUAGCGCAAUAUUUAAUGGCUUCUCAUUCGGCGAAUCCGAUAAAUGUUGGUUUAUCCAUUUUUGUCGCGUUUGUUUCUGCUCUUUCUUUGACCGGCUAUCCAUCAGAAGUGUAUUUGUAUGGAACGGCUCAGCUGUGGAAUGCGAUUACUGUACCUAUUAUCAUCGCCUUUGGCUGCUACACAAUCCACCCCGUCUUCUACCGAACUCGUUCCGACUCCGUCUUUGACUACGUAAAAAUUCGAUUCGGAGAAGACAUCUCAAAAAUAUGCCUGGUUUCUUCACUUCUUUCUUGGGGAUUCUUCGUCUCUGCUGCGAUUCUUUCGCCGUCUUACGCGAUCAAGGCGGUGUUGGAUGACGCGUUUGACUUGGAUCCGCAAUCGAAUAUGGUUUUGUUUUUGGUGAUUAUUUCUAUGACAGUCAUUUGUAUCAUUUAUACUUAUCUUGGAGGCAUGAAUGCUGUCAUCAUGGCUGAUGUCAUAAAUGGAUUUGCCCUGAUCGGCGCUACUUUGGUCAUCACCAUCAAGCUGGCUACAACCAUUGGCUUCUCGAAAAUCACCGAAGUUUGCGAAAGAACAAAAUGCAAUACAAUGUUCUCAGCCUGGCUUGAAUCGAAGGAACACUUCGAUUUGACAUACAGAAGCGCCCCGUUGAUCAUCGUUUUCCGACUUCUCAUCGAUGCUCUUAUCACACUGCCUCUUCAACAAGCGAUGGCACAGCGAUUCAAUAUGUGCAAGAACAUGAAAGAUGGGAGAAUUGCGAUGGCGAUCGGCGGAUUCUGCAUCAGUCUUUUUCUAAUGAUGGCGGUUUUUAUCGGCGUCGCUACUUUGGCAUUUUAUGAUGGAAGAGAUGCGCUCUGCGAGAUUCCAAUUCGACCGGACCAGAUUGUCCCAACGCUAAUUAUUGAUAUGUUCAGGAAUACUCACGGCUUUCAGGGAUUAUUCCUCGUUGCUAUCUUUAGCGCAACUUUGAGCUCAUUCUCUUCAUUUUUAUCUGGUGCCUCUUUGGUCAUGCUCCCUUCAGUCAAGUCCAUCUUUGGAACAAAAUACACCGACGUCACUUAUUGCCGAAUCAUCAUGCUCUUCACCGGCAUCCUUACCUGUCUCUUAUCAAUCAGCAUGUCCUUCAACCCCGGCACGCUUCUUGGUAUUUUGUUCAUGACAACGACAAACUUGGGAGCCCCUUAUUUCGGAACCGUCUUGACUGGGAUGUUUGCUCCCUUUGUGAACAGAAAAGGAAUAAUCGCUGGAUGCUUUGCCCCGCUAUUUCCACUGUCUAUUGUGAUCCUGAGGAAAAUCUUUCCAACAACAACGACUUACGAAUCGAACAUGUUUACCAACCGAUCCUUCAAUUCAUCAAUUGACGCUUCGAAUCUCGCCCUCUACUGCCAAAAUGAAACUUUUAUUGAUAACAUUGAGCCUUCUCCUUAUUGGCAGCAAGCUUUGCUCGAGCCAUCAACUUAUGCUUUUGGAAUUUAUGCGCUUUUGGGCUUUCUGAUCAUUUCCACUUCAGUGAGUUAUUUUACGAAAAAAGAAGAUGCACCGAAAUACCUGACUGUUUACUUCAAAGAUGGAAUUGACCAACUUCCGGAGGAAUUUAAACACAAAACUGUUGAAAAUAUCAAAAGCGAGUCGAUGACUCUUCUAGAAUAA